UGCAAGACGAUGGACAGAAAAGAAAAGGACGUACGACACAGGCAGAACGUAGAGAUCGAAGUAGAAGAGGAAUACUGAGAUCGAAUGAGGAAGGAGCUGAAUUAGCAUUGCAGUUGAAAGUAGCUUGCCAUUUGUCCAGCUUUACAGGUGUUCGAGCAGCUCUCUGGCUCGGAAUGGGGAAGGAGAGUCUUAAUCCUGGGAAAUGGUUGAAUCUCCUUGUUUCAGAGCCCUACUAUUUGUUCCAUUUCUUGACUUUCUUCUCGUAUUUCGUAAUUCGUAGCUCCGCAGCUCAUGCCCUUGCUCCUCACCUCGCUCAUCAUCUACUUCGUUGCGAAAUCCAGACGCUGUUAGUCUUUGCCCUUUUGGCCUUCAUCAAGGGAGUGAAAGAAGAACCAUGGGAGGCUUUCAUUCCUGAUGCACUUUUUCUUGCCAAGAUUUGCCUUUUUGCCGUUGCCUAUACAAUGGAUCGCUGCUUAGCUGUCUGGUAUAUUCUUGUGUUUUUAGUGUUGCAUAUGCUUACCCAGCAACCACCAUUUGAAGAAUCAGGUACUUCAAACAAGUUAACACCAUUGCAACUGGAGAGCUUGCUGACAGAAGGGAAAACUUCAAGAUUUUGGCUGGUGGAGUUCCGUGCCUCAUAUUCAUCUGCUUGCAUUCGGUCAAGCCGAUGCUUUUCUGAGCUCUCAAUCACAUAUUCAAACAAAAAUUUGUCUUUUGGAAUCGUUGAUCUCGGACUCUUCCCUAAUGCUGCAGAAAAGUUUGGAAUCUCUCUAAGCGGAAGCAUGAGCCAGCUUCCGACGUUUAUCUUAUUUGACAAUGCCACUGAGGUCACCCGUUACCCAGAGUUGGACUUCGAAGGAAAGUACUUUCAACCUACCAUUACGAAGGGACUUCUUGCUCGGCAUUUCGAGCUUGAUCGGCACCUGCUUGACUAUGUGAAUGGAAAAUAGCCAUAGGCCAUUGCUAGGAUGUUUGUCACACUCUAAGAUUUUCGGUUAUAAAUCUCUAUGAUCUUCCUGUUUUGUAAUUUCGGUAGCAUACAAAAAUGCA
Messenger RNA from Neltuma alba, 1050 nucleotides. RefSeq names its product thioredoxin-related transmembrane protein 2-like. The record is from RefSeq and is a predicted model, not a curated record. The transcript is spliced from 10 exons. The coding region runs from base 174 to 950 and encodes 258 amino acids. NCBI's taxonomy places the organism in Eukaryota, Viridiplantae, Streptophyta, Magnoliopsida, Fabales, Fabaceae.